UCGAAAGAGCUGCCGCCCGGGGGAGUGGGAGCUGCGCUCAGCGGAUUAUUGAGUGGAGUUGGAUUCCGGACAGGGACAAGGGGGUGUUCGGCAGGAGCUCGGCUCUAUCUCUCUCGCUCUCUUUCUCUGUGAGCGUGCAGCAAUGAUUGGCCUGAAGACGCUGUGUGUGCUGCUCUGUGUGCUGGGAGCUGAUGGCAGGGUCUAUACGGGCAGGAAGCGAGGAGUUCAGAAACACUACAGCACCGCCAUGCAGAGAUAUCGCCAAGGCCCUCACAUGUGCCUAUCACGGUACGGGAAUGGGUGCUGCCUGGGGUGGAACCCAACACGGGGCAGCGGGCUCUGUGUAAUACCUGUUUGCUCCUUUGGAUGUGGUAAUGGUUAUUGCAUUGCACCCAACCUCUGUUUUUGCCGAGGAAGGCAAGAAGGAAACUCCUGCACAGAUGAUGGAAGGUCCGGUCACCUUCUAAGUGAUAGUUUAUUAAACCACUCGGACAUUGAUGGAAACCCCCCGUCGUGCCUGAACAUGCAGUGUGACCAAAGCUGUGCUCUGAUUGGAGGGAUGCCUGUUUGUAGCUGCUAUGGUGGUUACUCUCUGGGGAAGGAUGGGAAGACUUGCUUUGAUGUGGAUGAAUGUUCCCAAUAUGGGGGCCAAAGUCUUUGUCAGCAAAUCUGCAAGAACAACAUUGGCAGCUACAGAUGCCUCUGUUUUCAAGGAUACCAGCUCUCGGCCAAUGGGCGCACCUGCAUUACUUCAAAAUAUUUAGGCUUAACUGGACUUCCUGGCCAUUGCGGAGAAUAUGGCUGUGAUGUGAGCUGUAACCAUGGCGGUUGUGAGGAGAUCUCACGUGUAUGUCCCAUUGGCUUCGCCAUGAUUGAGACCAGCAAUGGCGUCAGCUGCAAAGACCUUGAUGAAUGUGCAGGGAACAGAUCUCCUUGCCAACAGAGGUGUCAGAAUGUGGUGGGCAGCUUUCAGUGUUCCUGUCGCCCAGGCUUCUAUCUCCAGAACAAUGGUCAUUCAUGUACAGAUAUAAACGAGUGCCGAUGGAUCGGGGAGAGCUGGGUUUGCCACCAUUCUUGCCACAACACCUUUGGCAGCUACCUCUGUUCCUGCCGCGCUGGUUUCCGACUCCUGAGUGAUAGGAAGACCUGUGAAGAUUGGGAUGAAUGCUCAAACAGCAGUCGGAGGAUAUGUCAGCAAAGGUGCACCAACACAAUUGGAAGCUUCUUUUGUUCCUGUGACAAUGGAUAUUCACUUGGUGCUGAUAAUUUAUCCUGUGUAGAUAUAGAUGAGUGUGAAAAACAUGGACACACACUUUGUGAGCACCAGUGCAUGAAUACUGUAGGUAGUUUCAAAUGCAUGUGUCCCCUUGGCUAUGAGUUGCUCUCCGAUGGACAGAGGUGUGGAGAUGUGAAUGAGUGUGAGAAGAGCAACUGCUCCCACCAUUGUGUGAAUACACUGGGCAGCUUCCAAUGCCUCUGUCCGCGUGGAUACACUCAACACAUUAAUGGGCGCAACUGUCAAGAUAACAAUGAAUGUGGUACUUCUGGGGAUCGCCACUGUGCUCAUAACUGUGUCAACACAGCAGGAAGCUACUACUGCACCUGUCAUCCAGGAUAUCGGCUCCACUUUGACAGACAUACCUGUAUCCCUGACAGUGGUUGCCAGUCUUGCCAAGGUGAAUGCUCCCCUGGAUUUAGCCUCCUGCCCAAUGGCGUUGACUGUACAGAUAUUGACGAGUGCCUGUCCAAUCCGUGCUCUCAUCAUUGUGUUAACACUGAGGGAAGCUUUUACUGCGCGUGCCCUGAAGGGUUUCACUUAAAUGUAAAUGACACCUGCACGGAAAACGUGCCCGAUUCAGCUCCUGUCAUGGAAUCUCUGAAGCACCCUCUACCAGCUGCAAUCUUUGCCACGCCCUGGAAGCCACCAACAUCCUGUUGGCACAAUGGGACCUUAUACCAGGACGGUGCCACUUGGAUGGUGUCUGAGUGUGUGGAGUGUAGUUGCCAGCUGGGAAAAGUCUCAUGUACCACAUGCCCCACACUGCCUUGUCACAAGGUAGAGCUGGUGCCAGGGCUUUGCUGCCCAGCUUGCAAGUCCUGCCUUUACAAUGGGAGCAUCCAUACUCAUAACAGCUCAUGGGUUCCAGUGUCCCAACCUUGUUUGACAUGCUCCUGUCAGGAAGGGGAAGUGCUAUGUCAACCUAUUAUCUGUGAAUCGUCUUGUAGCCAUCAGGUCCGGGAGGAAGGGCAAUGCUGUGGAACAUGUGAUAAGUGUCUCUAUGAAGGCAUUGUUGUGAACCAUGAAGAUGUAUUCUCUCCCUCCAAUGACAAUUGUACCCUUUGUGUCUGUAUUUCUGGGAAUGUGAAGUGCAUCACCCCUGAAUGCCCUCCAGUCACAUGUGAGAUACCCAUUCUUCUGGAUUGUUGUCCUAUUUGCCCAGCUGAGUGUACUGACCAGGACACAGUAUAUCCCCAUGGCACAGAAUUCACAAGACCUGGUGCUGACUGCAUCAUUUGUGUAUGCUUGAAUGGUGAAGUGGAGUGUUCCUACAGCCCCUGCCCAGUGCUGGACUGUGUCAGGGAAAAUUGGUUUCUGGAGCCUGGCCAAUGCUGUUUUACCUGUCGUCAGGAUAAAAGCAUCAAAGGCUGUUUUAUAGAUGACAAUGGCAUUGAAUUUCCAGUCGGGCAAAUAUGGUCUCCUGGCGAUCCUUGUGAAGUGUGUAUGUGUCAGGAAGAUGGUUCAAUUGUUUGUAAGAGGACAGAGUGCUUGGAGACCUGCGCACACCCUAUUUUGGUUCCUGGCCAGUGUUGCCCAGAUUGUUCUGCAGGUUGUAGCUAUGGUGGGGUGACCUAUCAGAAUAAUGAGAGCUUCCCAUCAACAUCAGAUUCUUGCCUCACCUGCAUCUGUCUGUCAGGCUCUGCUGCUUGCUCCCCUAUGGAGUGCAAAGCUCGUUGCACUUAUCCUUUCCAUUCUGAGGAUUGCAACUACGAAGGGAGGAAAGUCACCAAUGGCCAGUCAUUUCAGCCUGAAAAUAGACCCUGCUACCAAUGUAAAUGCCAAUUUGGAGAAGUAAGCUGUGACAUUUUGACAUGUGAGCCACCUUCCUGUGAGCGCCCCUAUACUGUUCCUGGUGAAUGCUGUUCGACUUGCUCAGUGUGUCUGUAUGAUGGCCAGGUUCUGGAAGAUGGAGGAUAUUAUAUCUCAGCCACUGACCCCUGUGUUGUCUGUCUCUGUAUGGAAGGCAAUGUAGAGUGUGACUGGAAGGGAGAUAGUUGUACAGAGCUGGAGUGUGAAGAGCCUUUACUUCAUAUCCCUGGCACCUGCUGUCCCAUGUGCCCUGACUUAUCGCCUGAGAGGUCAGUGUUGUACCCUCCUAUCAGUGGCAACAUGAUCCCUGAGAAACCGGCACCAACACAGCUCUCUCGAGGACCUUGGAGAGCAACACUUCGACCUCACCCCUCUGGCUCGGUAGGGAGGUUAUUAUCUGUUUCUCCUUCAACCAGUCCCACAACCAGGCAGCGCUCCCUGCGUCGCAUGUUGCCUUGGAGUGUGAGGAGCAAGUUAGCACAGGGAUUCACUGCUUCACCUGAGAGGCGAAGGAUUGCAACAACAGAACAACCAAGGGUUGAACAUGCCAUGAAAAUGGACAGGAGCACAAGCAGUACGUCUCAAGGGCACUCUGUGACACAAGCUGAGCUCCCUUCCCCAGCAAUAGCUGAAACCAUUUCACCAAAUGCUGCCGGUUUUCAAAGUGAGAUUUUCCAGGAAACCUUAAGUUGUUUAUUUAAUGGCACAAACUACACCGAUGGUUCUCAGUUCAUUCAUCACGACAAGCCCUGCCUUCAAUGUCAAUGCUCAGAAGGGACGGUUAUGUGCAAGUCACAGAAGGAGCAAUGCCAGGCCCUGCCAUGCAGUUUAAUGCAGCAGGAGACACCAGUGGGCCAGUGCUGCCCGGUGUGUGUUGAUUCACUGUGUGUAUACCGGGACCAAGUGCAUGAGGCUCAGUCCCAGUGGCUGGAUGGCUGUAAUCUUUGUCGUUGUGACAAUGGAACCGUGGAGUGUCAUGCCAAGCCCUGCUCUCCUCUUGUUUCGUGCCCGGCACAGUCUGUCAUGUCCCAGCCUCAUGGAGAAUGCUGCAUGAGGUGUGUCCCAAAAACAAGACCAAAGGGCGCUUCGUGCACUGUGUUUGGAGAGUUGCACUUGGUGACCUUUGACGGCCAUUUCUCUAACCUCAAUGGAACGUGUGGCUAUCUUUUAGCCCAGGAUUGUGGGUCAAAUCAUUUCAAUGUAGUUUUCCAAAGUAAAUGGAAUGACAGUCCCACUGAGCCUGAGAUAAAGGCCCUGAUUGUACAGAUUGAAAACCGAACCUUCAAGCUUUCAGGGAAGAAUCAAAUUCAAGUUAACAGCACAGAAGUAGACCUUCCUUAUUCUGAUGCAGCAGGCAUCACCAUUCAACAUUCAGGAAUCUACGUGAUUCUGAACUUGCUGGAAGGUCUUAGCAUCACCUGGUACGGGAAAGGUUUUGUAGAAAUCAAUGUCCCUGAAUCGUUACAAUUGAGAAUAUGUGGACUGUGUGGCAAUUUGAAUGGAAACUCAUCAGAUGAUUUUGUGUUACCAAGUGGAGAAGAGGCUUUGGCCCCUGUUGGUUUUGGAAACAUUCAGCCCAUCAGGGUGAACAAAGAGAGGCUGUGCAGGGCUGAAGAUAUUGAGGACCCGUGCAAUGGAACAACACUAGCUGAUAACCGUGCAGCCAAUGUGACUUGCGGCAUUAUCAUGGGUCCCCUAUUUCAGGCAGCACAUGAGAGUGUCGAUCCUCAACCCUAUUACCAGGCCUGCCUGACUGACCUGUGCGGUUGCGUGGAACAAACGUGGUGCCUGUGCAGUUUACUGUCAGCGUAUGCUUUCCGCGCCCUGAGAAAUGGGAUCAUUUUAAACUGGAGAAAUGAAACACUGUGCGGUAUAACUUGUAAUGGUGGCUCAAGUUAUACUGAGUGCAGCUGCCCUCAAACGUGCUCGACCUACCUACAACCAGAGACAGACUGCUCCACUAACUCUUGCGUGCCAGGCUGCCAGUGUCCUGCAGGUCUCUUCAUGUAUCAUUCGAAUUGUUUGCCACCUUCAUUGUGCCCAGUGAAAUCACUCUACAACCAGAGAGGGGCCUCCUACUUUCCAAGUUUGUGAUGGCUCAUAACUUUCGUCCAUUUAUACCCACAGUUUAACACAGUUUAUUUACUACAAAUCCUCCUGUUUUGAUGGUGAAGUGUUGGUGAGCCUUCACUCAAUAGAUGUGGACACUACAGCUGGCCUGGAACUGGAGGACGUACACUGGAGGCCUGUGACUUUGUGAAGCAUUUUAGGUUAGAUACUAAAACUGUGAACUACUGAUCAACAGAUUUUUGAACUGAACUUUAUUUAUUCAGAUGGUACAGCUCCCAUAUUAUUACCUCAGUAAAAUUGAGAACUACUCUGUACAGAAUUGUAUAAAUCUUCUUAUUCUUUUCAUCAGAGUCUUUCUAUGGAAUGUCUUACUUGAGUUUAUACUGUUUUUGUACAUGAAUUAAGA
This is a messenger RNA of Stegostoma tigrinum, 5564 nucleotides long. RefSeq names its product kielin/chordin-like protein. The record is from RefSeq and is a predicted model, not a curated record. Gene Ontology annotation, molecular function: calcium ion binding; protein binding. The transcript has 42 exons. Bases 143 to 5182 code for a protein of 1679 amino acids. Lineage: Eukaryota; Metazoa; Chordata; Chondrichthyes; Orectolobiformes; Stegostomatidae.